Molecule: messenger RNA, 5327 nt
Organism: Larimichthys crocea (large yellow croaker)
Lineage: Eukaryota; Metazoa; Chordata; Actinopteri; Sciaenidae
Gene: ctif
Product: CBP80/20-dependent translation initiation factor
Exons: 14
Coding region: 266-2371 (701 amino acids)
Biological process (GO): regulation of translational initiation
Cellular component (GO): cytosol
Molecular function (GO): translation activator activity; RNA binding; protein binding
Source: RefSeq, a predicted model, not a curated record
CUCCUGAGUGCACGUGUCAACCCUGCCAGCAAACCGGACUGAACGUCACAUUCCUGCAUUCCCUUUUUCCUCAGUCUGGGACGUCGGAGUUAGCUUCCAGUAGAUAGUUAAUCCUCUUCCCCGGUUGUCUUUUUGAGAAACGCACCCAUGACACGGCGGAUUUGAUCUCAGGAGGUGAUCCCGGGUUCCCAGUCUCACUUCGGGUCACUUUCCUCCCUCCCUUCCCCUCCGCCUCCCCCUUCCACCCAUAUCUGCGCCGGUUGCUAUGGAGAACUCUUCGGUGGCGUCCGCAUCGUCUGAAGCAGGCAGCACACGCUCCCAGGAGAUAGAAGAGCUGGAGCGCUUCAUCGACAGCUACGUGCUGGAGUACCAGGUGCAGGGGCUUCUGGGAGACAAGGCAGAUGGGGACUUGGAAUUGGACAAUGGUAGCAAGGUGCCGCAGUGGACGGAUGACUGCAACAACAAGAAAGAUGGCAGCUGGACAUCUUCACGGGGGAGAGGCUCAUUCAAGCCAGAUGAGUGGGAACACAGCAGUAACGGCAGUACAGGUUCCAGGCCCAGCUCGGGGUCUAGACCAGGAUCUGGCUCACGCUCUGGCAGCAGAGGCAGAAACAACCAGUUCAAAGGCCCUGCCAAGAAUGGGAACAGAGAUGGCUCCUUUGACAUCCUGGGAACAGACAUAUGGGCUGCCAACACAAUGGACUCACACGGAGGUGCAGGUUGGGACGUGCAGCCAGAGAAGCUGGACUUCAGCCACUUCCACAGGAAACACCUAAGAGGAAUGCCAAAACACCUGCCCCACAUCGACAGAGAGGGCAUGAGCAAAAACAAGUUUGAGGAAGAUGACGGCAUAGACAUGAACGACAUAGAGAGGUUCCUACCCCAUCUGCGCUCUGUCUUCCCACCCCUUCCUAACGAAGCUGAGAUCGCACACACCAAAAAGCUCUUCCGACGCAGGAGGAAUGACCGACGAGUGGUUGAUCAGUUCACCCGAGACCAGUUAACCGUACUUCUGCCUACUGGCCCUGGGGGAAAGCGACAAGUCUCAGCCAGGAAACAGCAGCGGCCUCAGGGAGGAGGAGGUGGUGUUGGAGGGAAGAACCAACCUCAGAUGAUACAACAACAGUCACCACAACGCCAGAGGGAUCAAAGCCAACAACAGUCUCCAAACCAACAGCAUCAAAGUUUAACAGAACUAGGAGAUAACAGAAACAGUAGUGCCGGUCAGCCGCCUCGUCAGUAUCAAGGAGGACAUGGGCAGCGCCAAGGAGGACCACAACACCACGGAUACAGCCAGAACCGGCGUUGGCACCACAAUCAGAAAGGUCAGGGGCAUGGACAGACAAACGCUACAGGUGAUAAAGGAAUGCCCCCAAGAACAACCAAAGACAGAGAGACUGAGAAUGUAAAACCAGGCAAUGACCACAUCAGACCACCUCAUGACUUCGGCAGCAAGAUUCCCAACGAAUCACCCCGGCCCGAGUCAAUAUCCAACACGAAUGCUUUCCCAGAUCUGACAGUCAAGGAAUCUGUCAACACACCAGGAAGUGGAAAGGCAAGCGAGGGCCAGUCGGAGCAGCCCAAAAUCAGCUUGCUGCAGUCGUCAAAGGAGAGGCUGAGGAGGAGACUAAAGGACAAGGAGGAGGCACGAGUGGCGGCGUCAGGCUCCGGAUCACAGAGCAUGGACCGACUGGUGGACCUUCUGAACAGCAUGAGAAGCAACAGCAGCGGGGUGGAGCAGCAGCUGGCCUCUUUCAUGGAGGAGGCUCAGAGUUCGGCGCGGUCCGAGGAGACCCUGGCUCAGGUGGUCAGCACGAUCUACUCCAAAGCCGUGUCAGACAGAAGCUUCGCCGCCACAGCCGCCAAGCUCUGCGACAAGAUGGCGCUGUUCAUGGUGGAGGGGACCAAAUUCAGAUCGCUGCUCCUCAACAUGCUGCAGAGGGACUUCUCCCGUCGAGAGGAGCACCAGCAGUCAGAUGUAGAGAGGUGGUUAGGUUUCAUCACCUUCUUAUGCGAGGUGUUUGGUACCAUGAGGAGCAGCUCUGGGGAGCCGUUUAGAGUGCUGGUGUGUCCCAUCUACACCUGCCUACGAGAGCUGUUGGAGUCCACGGACAUUAAAGAAGAUGCAGUCCUCUGCUGUUCCAUGGAGUUGCAGAGCAUGGGGCGUCUCCUUGAAGAGCAGCUCCCAGAGAUGAUGAUCGAGCUCCUAGCAGCCGUCAGAGACAAGAUGCUUUGCCCGGCCGAAUCUCCACUGACCCGCUCCCUCCUCAUGGAGGUCAUCGAGCUGCAUGCACACCGCUGGAGCCCCCUGGAGGCUCUCACCACCCAAUACUACAACCGUACCAUCCAAAAGCUCACCACUACUGCCUAGGUGCCAGCUGCACCAGGAGGAGAGGAGACAACCCCCACCCACCCAACCCCGACGCCCAGUGGAAACUCUAAUCAGUUGAGCAUCAAUCCGCUCUCCUAGUUUUACCAAAACACAGGAAUUUCUCUUACGUAAAUAAACACAUGCUUUACAUGGUUGUUUAACUGUAUAUUUCCGUAAUUUCUGCACGAUAGGCGACCACUGCCACAAACAAACCACACACUAUCCACAGGUAUCCUCGAGCCAUCAAGGCAACACUACAUGUGGCGUUCAAACAAUGAAAAGCAUAUUUGACACACAUUUUGAGAAAAUGGUAGCGUAUAGACGGCCAGCAGGGGCGUGCUCGGCCUCACAGAGUGCGGGCGGCUCGCCUGGCUGUGGCUGCUGAGGGGAUAAAGGAGGGAACAGACGAGAGGGGUCACAUAGGGGAGAGGAGGAGAGGGCAGCAGCCUGUCCGUAGGGAAUAUAGAGAUCCGUACCAAAAGAUGAAUGGAGAGGGGGGCGGAGAGUCAGGGUAGUCCGUGUCAGUCUCUUCAUUGUGUUCAUUUUGCCCACCACCCCCUGCUCUCUGUCUCCUUUCUCCUCCCCCUCUCUCUGUCUCUCCGUCAGCCCCUGGGGUCUGUGUGGCUGAUAAAAGAGAGAGAAGGAGGAGGCGGCACGGAGCAGACACGAUGCUGUCUGUCUGGGCCGUCUGCCCUGCCGGGCCAGGGACCAGGUCAAAGGGCCUCGCUGUGGAGCUCCCCAGCUCCCACAGCUCCUCCCUGCCUUUGUCUCCCCAGCUCCCCACCACCACACAACCCCCAGCAGGAAGCCUUUUUGUGGGGAUGAGACAGCGGGCCUGCUGGGCCAGGCUGGACUGAGGAUAAGGAUCAGGCUGGCUAGAGUAGGGGUGGCAGAUGGCUGCUUGAGCCCAUGUGAGACGACACACUCCUAACACACCCCUCUGGCACCCCGGCUCCCUGCUCCCCGAGCUCGGGCCGGAGUCACAACAGAAGCAGUGGAAAUACUGCAGCUGUGAGGGGGGGGCAGCAUUAGAAAAGCAUUCAAACUGAACCUGCUGUCUGAUAAUUCUUUUGUUUUUGUCCUACAGGGGAAUGUCUCUUCUCCUCUGUUAAGCCGUGCAUGUCCAUGCUUUGUUAACCACAUUGUUGAUAUAUUAUUUUUGUAAUCAUUUAGUGUUUUUAUUGCUGUCGUUUCAUUUUGAAGUCUCGUUUUUAUGAUAAAAUGUAUGUAUGAGGUAUUAGUAAUAGGCCUUAUUGCACAGGUUUGAUUUGUUUUGCACUGUUUUGAGGCGAUUUGCUUUCAAAUUUGAAAAAGAAAAAAAAGAAAAAGCAAAAAAGUUUGAAUUUGGAUCAGUGCUUGAGGAUUAAUAUUUAAAAAAAAGAAAUCCCAGUAGUGAGAGAAAUGGGUUGAGCAUAGUGAGGAACUUUAGGAUGUUUUAAUGGACUGGUGGCCUUGUCAAUUAUCCAUUUUUAUAGGAGCUCUCUUGUUUUGAGGGCCUGAGGGCAAACUGAGGACUGAACAGUUGGACUCAUUCAUAUCUUUCUUUUACUGAAGAAGAAAGAAAAAAAAACACACACACAUCUGAAGAGGAAAAACACGAUGUGACAACAACAAAAAAAAAAAAGCAUGGCACACUGAGAAACCGAAGUGAAGUGCUUCUUUAAAAAAGUUCUCCUACUCAAGCCAUUCUUUGCAGUGGACAUUUUGCAAGUGUUUAGUAUCGACUGUAUUUGAUCUUGCUUUUGUUUUUUGAGGAAGAAAAAAAAAAAGACAACUAUUAACCUGUGUAUUUGAAGAUGACAAUGAUGAAAAGAAGAAAUCUUAUCUUGUAUGACCUCAUUAGCUAGUCAUGUGACCCUUAUUCCAGCUAACGUGUGAACUAUGAUAUUGACGUACCAAGCCAAUCAUGUACCAUUUGUAAAUGGGCUCUCUCUCUCUAUAUAUAUAUAAUCUGCAUUCAGUAUAUUUACAAGUAUUUAAAAGAAAAACAUUGAAAUAGGAGGGGGGGUGAUAGUGCAACAGAGAUGUUAGACACAGGACAAACUGUGCUUGUGUGGCUUGAUGUUGGCCUUCCCAUGCAUUUCUGUCAGGAACUAGCUCAUUGUUUGGGAGUCGUCACACACGCGAACGCGCAUACAUGCACGUAUGCGUACGCAUACUUAGUUCCCAUUGAAACUCCGUUGGCAGUUUUAAGUGUUUUUAUAUUAUUUUCUCUGUCUUGCAUCAAGAAAAAAGAUCCUGUGUGGUAGAAACACAACCCAGAAGAUUAGUUAGAUAAGAAGGGUGAAGGGUUUAAAAGCUCACAAAUGUUUUCGGCGGUGCAGCCUAACUGUCUGUAAGUGUGUCUGCUUAAGAAGUGAUUUUUUUUUUUUUUGUUUUGUUGUUUUAUUUUUUUGUCUUUUUGUUGUCUUUAUUUUAUUUCUAGGUUUCUAUUUAAAUUAUAUUUAGCUCAUUUAUAUAUAUUUUUUUCCCCGUCUGGUGGGUUUCCAAGACAUCUGAAACAGUUGUGAUACCUAGCUUGCUGGCAAGUGUGUAAGUGUGGUAUUACUGUGUUUUAGUUUAUGAAAUAGAAAAAAAAGAAAAAGAAAAACCCAUCAGUGAGUUUCCAUUAUGCAAAGAGCGAGUCGCUCUCACAGCAGAUGGGGGCAGGGGGGAGUCCCCCCCCCCCCCCCUCGUCUGUGGCACUGGAGCCUCCUUUCCUACCCCCCGCCGCACCCCCCGUGCCCUUAGACCCCUCUGCUCGGGUCACAUGACUCACCCGACGAUUGAAUGAGACGCACCUUCAUUUGCAUAUUCUCAUAAAUUUGGAAAUAAAACGAGGCUCCGGUCGGCGCACAGACAAAGCUGUAGGUUUGGUUAUUAGUGGGUCAUCUGUGAGCUCUUGUUUGUUUUGUUUUUCUAAGCAACUGAAAAAUAAACUAACAGGAAAAAAAAAAAAAAAAAGGAUGUGACGGAA